AUGAAUGGAAUGAUCGGAAUAUCCGGUACGGCAAACACAGAAGAACAAAUUGACGUUGACAAGCACCAGAUCACAAACAAGGCUAGUACAAGUAGCGUUGAAGAGACAAUUACAGCAGAAACCACGGGCGAUAGCGUGACACAAGAUAUCAGUAAAUUUAAAGCGUUGCAAGACGGAGAAGAUCCGCGCUUCUGUGAGCUUGUACACCUCGUAAGGCGAUCGUACAACACACUGAAGAAAGUUGGUCUCUCGGGGGACCUGGACAACAGUCACAUGUUGUCUGUUAUUGAGCGCAAGAUGAGUGCUGAUGAUCGGAAAGUAUGGUCGCGUGAGCUCGAGCGUGAUAAAAAAACGACUCUCGAAGGGCUGUUACAGUGGAUGACGUCGGAGAUGAAGUCAAGAAUGAGAGCCACCGCAGCGGUACGCAGCGGCAAUACUACACACCGAGGAGGAGUUUAUCAGUUCAAGGAAAACCCCCAUUUAAAUGUUGGCACUGCAAAAAUUCAGAGCACUGGCCAGACCAAUGUCCAAAUGUUGACAGCGAACAUCCACGGUAAGAACGGCCUACAAAAGCAAGCUAACGUUCUGCUAGAUACCGGAGCACAAAUAAGUCUAAUAAGGAAUGACACCGCAGAUUUACUAGGCUUAAUCGGAAAGGAUACAUACAUCACUAUCACCAAAGUAGGGGGAGAAGACGAGAGUAUGAAAACGAAGGUUUAUAAAGUUCCUGUUUGUUCCAAUGGAAGCAGCAAGACAUACACAGUAAAAGCUAUCGGCAUCGACAAAAUCAGCGACGACGUGAAGGCGGUAGAAAUGAAAAGCAUUGCAAAGAACUUGGGUCUGGAAAAUGUACGAAUUCGCCGUGGAAAAGGCCGUGUAGAUCUGCUUAUCGGAAUUGACCAUGCCCAGCUACACACGGGACCAUCGAAACAAUCAGACAAGCUCGUAGCGCGCAAUACGCCUUUGGGAUGGGUAGUAUUUGGAGGCAGUGCAGCCGACAUGGAGGGAGCCAGUCAAGUGUACCACGUGGCUCUUGCGCCACAGCUGGACCUAGCGACAUUCUGGAAAACGGAGUCAAUGGGAGUUGAAGUCAAACCGUGCGUCUGUGAGGCUGAAAAGCUGAGUCAAGUGGAACGAGAAGAGACGGAAGUGAUUAGUAACUCGUGCAGAAAAGUUGGAAAUCAAUGGGAAAUCCCGUACCCCUGGAAAAAGGAUCCGAGUCAGCUCCCAGACAACAAACCAGCUGCAGUAAAAAGGUUGGAAGCGACAGAAAGGCGUCUGUUAAAAAACCCGGAUCACGAUGUCACCUAUAACAAGCAAAUGGAAGAAAUGUGUGAGAUGAAUUUCGCAAGGAAGCUAACAGAAGAAGAAGUUAAAAGUUACCAGGGACCAGUGCAUUAUAUCAGCCAUCACGGGCUGGCACGGCCAGAGAGUGACAGCACCCCCCUGAGGAUUGUGUUUAACAUGUCAGCAACCUACCAAGGGCAUGCAUUGAACAACUACUGGAUGAAGGGACCGGGCUUACUGAACGACCUGUUCGGUGUACUUUUAAGAUUCCGGGAGGGGCAAUGUGCGGUGAUCGGUGACCUGUCAAAGAUGUACCAUAGAAUACUAAUCCCGAAAGCAGACCAGCACGUACAUCGUUACUUAUGGAGAAAUCUGGAGACAGAAAGACCGCCAGAUGUAUUUGUUAAGACGGUCCUCACGUUCGGAGACAAACCAGCACCCGCGAUGGCCCAAAUCGCGCUACGAAAAACAGCUGAAGAAGGCGAGAAGGAGUACCCAGAAGCGGCCAAAGUGCUAAAGGAAGACACGUACAUGGACGACAUCUGUCACUCAGAAGAAACACCAGAGCCCCCGCUUGCACAGACAUGGGAAACGUUCUUCACAGAUCUAGACGAGCUUAAUAAUAAAGAGCUCCCGAGUUGUCUCACUCCAUCAAACGCAGUUGGCCUGCCAACACUCUGCAUAUUCUCGGAUGCAUCGAGAGAAGCCUUUGGAGCAGUUGCAUAUUUGAUAUGGCAGCCAAGCGUUGGGUCGUAUGAAGUGAGAUUUGUAGCAGCCAAAUCAAGAGUCGCCCCACUUAAGGAGUUAACAAUUCCAAGGCUAGAGCUCCAAGCAGCAGUACUGGCAGCAAGAUUGCACCAGACCCUACAAGAGGAACUUCGCAUAGAAUGUGAAAAGGCUAUCCUGUUUACUGACAGUAUGAUUGUUUACUCAUGGGUAAGAGGGCCUCCGAGGAGUUUCAAGCCCUUUGUAUCUGCGAGAAUAAGUGAAAUCCAAGACAAGACCGACCCAAACCAGUGGCGCCACAUCCCCGGAAGUGCAAAUGUUGCUGAUGACGUCUCUCGAGACCUAUCUGUUCAAGAACUCAAGGGAAGGUGGACCCAAGGCCCAGCCUUUCUACAGAGCAAUGAAGAUGAAUGGCCACAGAAAGCCAAGUAUAAGGAACCAGAUAACGAGUCCGACCAAUCGGAGAGACGAAAGGAGAAAGUAUGUGCAGUGACAGGAAGAGCAGAAGAGGCGAUCAAUGUCAGCAAGUUUUCGGAAUGGAGAAGACUCGUCCGUGUAACAGCUAGAAUUCAAAGGCUGGCAGAGAAAAUCAGGUUGCGAAAGUAUGAACAAGAAGGAAGGCAAGGCCCCUUGGUGCCAGAAGAACUGAAAAAGGCGGAAGAACACUGGAUAAAGAAGAUGCAAGAUACACUUCACGGUCGUCACGAGAAAGGCGAAUUCGCGCCGUUAUCCCCGUUUGUCGACGACAAACGCAUCAUCCGUGUCGGCGGACGUGUGGAUGCAGCGUUAGUAUCAUAUGACACCAGGCACCCUAUUCUGUUGCCAAGCGAUCACCGAGGAGCCCUACUGAUAAAGCGUCACCUCCACAAACAUGGACACCUCGGAGUCGCCGCCACCACAGCAAAAAUCAGAGCCAAGUACUGGAUCGUAAAGGGCAACAAGCUGAGUAAGAUUGGGAAGAAGAAAUGUGUUCUGUAA
Messenger RNA from Nematostella vectensis (starlet sea anemone), 2991 nucleotides. RefSeq lists its product as uncharacterized. Lineage: Eukaryota; Metazoa; Cnidaria; Anthozoa; Actiniaria; Edwardsiidae. The record is from RefSeq and is a predicted model, not a curated record. Gene Ontology annotation, molecular function: aspartic-type endopeptidase activity. The coding region runs from base 1 to 2991 and encodes 996 amino acids. Gene Ontology annotation, biological process: proteolysis. The transcript has 4 exons.